AUGAUGGAGGAGGUCAGAGAUGGAGGAGGUCAGAGAUGGAGGAGGUCACUGAUGGAGGAGGUCAGAGAUGGAGGAGGUCAGAGAUGGAGGAGGUCAGAGAUGGAGGAGGUCACUGAUGGAGGAGGUCAGAGAUGGAGGAGGUCAGAGAUGGAGGAGGUCACUGAUGGAGGAGGUCAGAGAUGGAGGAGGUCAGAGAUGGAGGAGGUCAGAGAUGGAGGAGGUCAGAGAUGGAGGAGGUCAGUGAUGGAGGAGGAGGUCAGUGAUGGAGGAGGUCAGAGAUGGAGGAGGUCAGUGAUGGAGGAGGUCACUGAUGGAGGAGGUCAGAGAUGGAGGAGGUCAGAGAUGGAGGAGGUCAGUGAUGGAGGAGGUCAGAGAUGGAGGAGGUCAGAGAUGAUGGAGGAGGUCAGAGAUGGAGGAGGUCAGUGA
Molecule: messenger RNA, 426 nt
Organism: Knipowitschia caucasica
Lineage: Eukaryota; Metazoa; Chordata; Actinopteri; Gobiiformes; Gobiidae
Source: the annotation of a GenBank genome assembly